AUGACUGAGGGUCAAUCGACACCCCAGCUGGCCUCAGCCACUCAAGCUCCCCUCAGAUCGCAAAAAGUCACAGAAACCGCCCCCUUCUAUCGCCCAAACAAGGGAUUCUUCCCUUGCAAGAAAGAACCGUCAAAAUUCGUGACCUCUCUGGACUUUGAUGAUCAAGGCGACUAUCUGGUCGGCGCUGGGAACGAUGAAAGUAUCCACACUUACGACGUGAAAGAGGGGAAAUUCAACAAGACCGUUGCUUCUAAGAAAUAUGGUGUCCACCUUGCGCGAUUCACACAUCACUCUCGUCAGGUCCUCCAUGGGAGUACCAAGGUUGAUAAUAAUCUCCGACUCCUGGACCUCCACAACGAGAGUUAUGUCCGAUACUUUGCUGGCGUGGGUGAUCAAGUAACCUGUUUGGCUCUGUCCCCUGCCAGCGAUGCCUUCGUGUCCUGCUCCAAGGACGACACAGUGACAAUUUGGGACCUUAAUUCUCGAAAUCCUCAAGGAAAGCUAAAAGUCGCGACCCCAUACCUUUCAGCCUUCGAUAACUCCGGUGCCGUCAUCGCAAUCGCCUCUCAGUCCACGUCCGUCGUGCUGCUCUAUGACUUCCGCAAUUUUGACAAAGCACCCUUCUCCACAUUUGACCUUGCACCAUGGGAAGAGAGAUAUACACCAUCGACACGAGGGCGGGCAUGGACCAGGUUGGAAUUUUCCAACGACGGCAAAUCAUUGCUCCUUGGAACAGACUACCACGGGCAUUACGUUCUGGAUGCAUAUGAGGGCACCGUCAAGGCCUUUCUGGCUGGAAAGGGCGGUCCAUCUGGUCGCGCGGCACCGGUGUCCGCAACAGGCAAACCCCUAGGGCAAGGAGAUGCAUGUUUCUCCCCCGACGGGCGAUUUGUUGUUGGUGGAAAUGGCGACCAGCCCAAUAUGCUCAUGUGGGAUAUUAACCAGGCCAGUGAGGGGGAUCCCUUAAUUCAGCCUACAUACAAAUUGCCCUAUUCAAAACCCACGGCCAUGGUGGAGUGGAAUCCACGAUACAACAUGAUCGCCAGCGCCGACAAAGAGAUUGUCUUCUGGGUCCCCGAGGAUUCUUCCAAAUCUUCUGAGAAAUAA
Molecule: messenger RNA, 1107 nt
Organism: Penicillium olsonii
Lineage: Eukaryota; Fungi; Ascomycota; Eurotiomycetes; Eurotiales; Aspergillaceae
Source: the annotation of a GenBank genome assembly